UAAGCAAUUUGCAUUUGUUGGUAUUUCCACUCGGCAUUCAUAAAACAAUUUUUUUUAAAGUACAUUCGUUUAUUUCCAGUAAUCAAAUUAUUUAAACAUAAUAUUAUAAAGGGUAUUAAAACCACAAUCAUAUAAAAAUGAACCAUUUACUAAAACUUAGCUCAAGAAUAAAUUUUUAUGGAUUGACCAAGCCUUUGCAACCAGUAAUAGGCAAAAGAGAUUUUGCCCGAACACUGUGGUACAUGUGCAAAUCUCCAGUGAAUGUGACAAGCUCAGAAAUUAAGAACAAUUCAUCUAUUAAAAAACCAAGUCUUGUUUGCUCUUGCGGAUGUGGUACAAGGAAUGCACAUUCAAAAAGUGAACGUGAAUUAGUGGAAUUCUUGACCGAAGAAAUAGUUGCUGAGAAGAAAGGUCUAAAAAUGAAAACAAUUCCAGCGGAGCUUGAUAGUUUCAAAGUAAAAUUGAAUGGCGCUGAAGUUGAAUUAACAAAACAGACUGAUAAAGAAAAGAUUGUUAUUUCUUUCAAUAUAAAUCACACAGUCGAUGCUGAUGAUGAAGCUGAAGUUGAUCCACGAGCGGACAAUCCAAAUUUCGCUGAAAUGCGUAGUAAACCACAAUUUGAAAUUGAUAUAAUAAAAGGAUCCACCACCCUUUCAUUUACUUGUUCAUUUUUACAAGGAACGCCACAAGAAGGGGAGUAUAACGAUGUUUUUGGAAUCGAUGAAAUAACAAUUUAUAAUGGUGAAUGGAAUGAUAAAGUCUAUGCAGUUGCAGGAGAUGUUUUGGACGGGUACUUAUAUGAUUUAUUAAUGAAUUUGUUAGAAGAAAAAGGUAUUAGUAACGAAUUUGCAGAAAAACUUUCUGAUUUAAGUACAGCAUAUGAACAUUCAUCAUACAUAGCUUUAUUAGAAAAUAUUUCAAAAUUUACAACUGGAAAAUAAUUUUUAUUUGUUAGAUAUAAGUAAGCUUUAAAAGAAAUUAAUAAAUAAGUUUAAAAAUACACAAUUUUUGUAGAACAUUUUAUAUGGUAUUAUAACAAAAAUUAAUUAAAAACAACGAAUUUAAUUUUAUUAAACAUUGAGACAAAUACUGUGU
Condylostylus longicornis is the source of this 1095-nucleotide messenger RNA. It is a transcript of the gene P32, whose product is annotated as complement component 1 Q subcomponent-binding protein, mitochondrial. Gene Ontology annotation, biological process: cytosolic ribosome assembly. The transcript has 4 exons. Gene Ontology annotation, cellular component: mitochondrial matrix. NCBI's taxonomy places the organism in Eukaryota, Metazoa, Arthropoda, Insecta, Diptera, Dolichopodidae. The record is from RefSeq and is a predicted model, not a curated record. Bases 138 to 941 code for a protein of 267 amino acids.